AUGGCGUCGGCGUCGCGCGCGCUCCGCCUCUCUAGGCUCUCCGCGCCCCUCCGCGGCGGCGGCGUCUCCUCCCGUCCCCUCCGCCCCCUCGCCGCCGGGGCGGGGAGCCUCCUCCCGUCGGCGCAGCGCCCAUCCCCGUCCGCGCCCGCCACCAGGCUCUUCGCGACUCAGGCCGCCACGUCCUCGCUGCGGGACUCGUCGCCAAACUGGAACAACCGCCCGCCCAAGGAGACGAUCCUCCUCGACGGCUGCGACUUCGAGCACUGGCUCGUCGUCAUGGACCCGCCCUCCGGCGAUCCCGCGAACCCCGACGCCACUCGCGACGAAAUCAUCGGCAAGUACAUCGAGACCCUCGCCAAGGUCGUUGGAAGUGAGGAAGAAGCAAGGCAAAAGAUAUAUUCUGUGUCAACUCGUCAUUACUUUGCUUUCGGUGCACUUGUAUCUGAGGAGCUAUCCUACAAAAUCAAGGAGUUGUCCAAUGUUCGCUGGGUUCUUCCUGAUUCAUACCUGGAUGUCAAAAACAAGGACUAUGGAGGGGAACCUUUUAUAAAUGGACAAGCUGUUCCUUAUGACCCUAAGUACCAUGAGGAGUGGGUGAGAAACAACGAACGUGCCAAAGUAAGACACCGUGGUAGGCCUCGUAACUCUGAUAGAUCAAGGGACAGCUCUGAUAGGAGAAGGGAGAACACGCAGAACUUCCGGAACAGGAAUGUGCCACCUGGGCAGGGAUUUAACAGCCCCCCUCCAGGGCAGAACCCGAUGCCACCUCGUGAUGCUCUUCCAAUGCACCAUGCUCAGGGGAACAUGACACCACCUCGACCGCCAAAUGCUGGCGCUCCGCCAUCUUACCAACCCCAUGCUCCAAACUGUCAGCAAGGUGGUGCUCCUGGUUACCAAGGUGGACUGCCUGGACACCAAGGUAGCCAUGGUGGCCCAGGCCCUUCUUACCACAGCAACAACCCUGGAUAUCAAGGUGGAGGGCCAGGCUACCAGGGAAGCAACCCCCCUCCUCCUUUCCAAGGUGGCGACCAGCCCCCUUACCAGGGCAGCAACCCGCCGCGCCAUUACCAAGGUGGCGGCCAUCCUCAUUACCAAGGUGGCAGCCCUAGCAAUGGCGGUCUAUGA
Molecule: messenger RNA, 1125 nt
Organism: Setaria italica (foxtail millet)
Lineage: Eukaryota; Viridiplantae; Streptophyta; Magnoliopsida; Poales; Poaceae
Product: multiple organellar RNA editing factor 8, chloroplastic/mitochondrial
Exons: 4
Coding region: 1-1125 (374 amino acids)
Biological process (GO): cytidine to uridine editing; mitochondrial mRNA modification
Cellular component (GO): mitochondrion
Source: RefSeq, a predicted model, not a curated record